Messenger RNA from Dentiscutata erythropus, 789 nucleotides. The record is from the annotation of a GenBank genome assembly. Lineage: Eukaryota; Fungi; Glomeromycota; Glomeromycetes; Diversisporales; Gigasporaceae.
AUGGCUACUUGCUAUUAUACACAGAAAGUUAAUAGCGGAAAUCAAGAUAUUGACAAUUUAAUUAAGGCAACACAUAAUAAUAUGUUUAGAUUUAGAUUAGAAUGGGUCCCAUUCUGUGAUUUUAUGGAUAUAAAACGAAUUGGAAUAGGUGGUUUUAGUGAAGUUUAUACUGCUACAUGGACAAAAGGAAUAGCAAAAGGUUGGAGUAGGAGAAGGAAAGAAUUUUGUCGGAUACAAAAUGCAACAGUUGUAUUAAAGGUUCUUAAAGAUUCCUCAACCAUAAAUUCUGCAUUUUUAAAAGAGCUACAAAUUAUUAUUAAAUGUCAUCCUAAUUCCGACAAUCACAACAAUCGUCUUAUUCAAUGUUAUGGUGUCUCAAAGGAUCCAAUUACAAAUAAUUAUGUAUUUAUUAUGUCUUAUAUGUCUCAUGGAAGUUUAAGUGAAUAUUUAUCCAAUAAUUUUAAAAAUAUUACUUGGCAAAUGAAACUACAGUUUCUUAGAGAUAUUGAAAUUAACGACCUAAAUACAAGCAUAGACUUACCAGAUUCAAAAAAGCACUGUAUUGAAUUUUUAUUGGAUAAUAAAAGUGAAACAAAACGAAGAAAAUUAUUUAAUAAUGGCAUGUAUUGUAUUGAAUCUGACGCAAAUAUAACAGGUUUAUGUACAAGUUCAUAUCAAACAAUUGAACGAGAGAUACCAAAUUCUCGACUGCAUGUCUUAUCAGUGUCUAAAGCUCUUUAUCAGAUCUCUACUCUUGGCCACUUGUAUAAGAGGCAGGAAAAGCUCUAG